Molecule: messenger RNA, 3593 nt
Organism: Macrosteles quadrilineatus (aster leafhopper)
Lineage: Eukaryota; Metazoa; Arthropoda; Insecta; Hemiptera; Cicadellidae
Gene: Gcn5
Product: histone acetyltransferase KAT2A
Exons: 15
Coding region: 115-2544 (809 amino acids)
Biological process (GO): positive regulation of transcription by RNA polymerase II; chromatin remodeling
Cellular component (GO): nucleus; histone acetyltransferase complex
Molecular function (GO): protein binding; histone H3 acetyltransferase activity
Source: RefSeq, a predicted model, not a curated record
AUAGGUUAAAAGGGAAACAAACUAUAAACUAGGAAUAUUUAUUAUUCCUAAUGUUUAUUACUGUCAAUUGUUAGCAUAAUUAAAUCAAAAUUUAAAUAUUAAUUCAGUUAAAAGAUGACCGAGGCUGGGCCAAGCACUAGUACGAGCAACAGUCAAGGAGAGGAGAACAUGGGAGGCAGCAACUCUCCUUCGGCGGAUCAGUCGGUCUGGCAGAGUAACCUCCAAAGGAUACAACAGCGGAAGCAGCAAGUGUACAAUUGGCCUCACACCAAGAAGCUACUCAAGCUGGCAAUAUACUCGGCGUGUCAGACGGAUGGGUGCAAGUGUGGGGGGUGGAAGGCACCAGCCCCUCCUCCCAAGAACUCUAAGGUUGACGUUACGCAGCCUCUUGCCAACUUCAAUGAUCCAUGCACCAACUGCACUCACAUUCUCGGUCAACACGUAGCACAUCUUAAGUCGUUGCAGGAGGAAGAGGUGAAUCGGUUGUUGGGAAUGGUUGUGGAUGUAGAAAACAUCUUCAUGAGUAUGCAUCGAGAAGAGGACCCCGACACCAAGAAAGUAUAUUACUAUCUUUUCAAGUUGUUGAGGAGAUGCAUUGUGGAUAUGACAAAGCCUACCAUUGAAGGACCACUCGGACAGCCUCCGUUUGAGCGACCAAGCAUCGCCAAAGCUAUCACCAACUUUGUUCUGUACAAGUUCAGCAAUGCUGCUGCCAGAGAAUGGCAAACGAUGUACGAUUUGGCCAAGAUGCUGCUUCACUGCCUCAACCACUGGAACUUUGAGACUCCGAGUGCUCGUAAACAGACUGUCUCCGCAGAGGAAAUAUCUGCGUACAAAGUCAACUACACCAGAUGGCUGGUAUUCUGCCACGUGCCUGUGUUCUGUGACUCACUGCAGCACUUUGAGACGACGCUGGUGUUCGGCCGAACGCUGCUGCGCGCCGUGUUCCGCUCUGUCCGUCGUCAGCUGAUGGACAAGUGCCAUAGUGAGAGGGACAGGAUGCCACCUGAGAAGCGAGUGCUUGUCCUCACACACUUCCCUAAGUUCCUACAGCUUGUUGAAGAGGAGAUAUACCUGUCCAACUCUCCCAUCUGGGACCCUGAGUUCAAACAAACUCCUCCUCAACAUCUGCAAAUGUUGCCUGAUAGUAAAGGUUCUCCAGUAGUGCGCAGGGCUGGGCAGUUUGAGAAGCUCAGUGUCCCUCCUAAUGACAAGGAUUCUUUCACAACAGUCAACCUCACGCCCGGGCUGCCAAGUGUACGCAAGAAGGCACUCCGUGGAGACGGGGAGAAGCAGCGUGAAAGCAGUGGACGGUCGCCGGAUCUCAAGCGUAGAAAGCUGGACGGAGAACCAGCUGAGGACUUCAGUCAUGAGAAGGUGGUGGAAAUCAUAGCUUCCAUAGGAGAUAACCAGCCCUCCAUUACUACAGGGGGUCCCACGGUGUUUCAAGAGAAUCUGCUGCGCAGGCCGAGAGACGAGGUUGCCAAGCAGGAGGAGGCAGCUGGUGUCAUAGAGUUCUUCCUUGUGGGUAACUCUCUCACCAAGAAGGUCACUAAGCAGACAAUCCUGUGGCUUAUUGGACUACAGAACGUCUUUUCACAUCAGCUGCCAAAGAUGCCUGUAGAGUACAUUUCCAGGCUUGUCUUUGACUGCGAACACCGGACUCUCGCCUUGAUCAAGGACAAGCAGCCGAUCGGUGGGAUCUGUUUCCGCGUGUAUCCGACGCAGGGCUUCACGGAGAUUGUGUUUUGCGCAGUGAGCUCUCACGUGCAGGUGCGAGGCUACGGCACUCAUCUCAUGAACCAUCUCAAAGACUACCACAUCUCCAUUGGCAUCCACCACUUCCUCACGUAUGCAGAUGAGAACGCCAUCGGCUACUUCAGGAAACAGGGUUUCAGCAAAGAUAUCAAGCUGAACAAGACAGUCUACCAAGGAUACAUCAAGGACUACGAGGGAGCCAUGUUGAUGCAUUGUCAUCUCAACCCCAGGAUAGUUUAUACAGAGUUCAUCUCAGUCGUACGCAAACAGAAAGAGAUCAUCAAGAGGUUGCUGGACCAACGCAAGCAGGAGGCCCACAAGGUGCAUCCGGGACUGUCAUGCUUCCGGGAGGGACUGAAGGUGAUCCCUAUAGAGAGCAUCCCGGGUAUCCGGGAGACUGGGUGGAAGCCGUCCGCUCGCAACACCCGGGUCUCAAAGUUCAGUGAAGAAUCUGCUGAUCCCGACACUCUGAUGAAGUCAUUCAAAAUAGUGCUCAACAGUAUUAAAAACCAUCCAAUGGCUUGGCCUUUUCAAAAGCCCGUGGAUAGGAAAGAAGUCACAGACUACUAUGAUCAUAUCAAGUAUCCCAUGGAUCUGAAGACUAUGAGUGACAGACUGAAGGCUGGCUACUACACCACUCGGAGACUGUUCAUCGCAGACAUGACCCGUAUCUUCACCAACUGUAGAACCUACAACUCCCCCAACACAGAAUACUGUCUGUGUGCCAACAACCUCGAGAAGUACUUCCAGACCAAGAUGAGGGAAAUGGGUCUCUGGGACAAGUAGUUGGCUACACUGAUGCAGUUCUUUGUUCUUCCUCGGACGAUUCCUAAAGGUGGUAAAUCCUGUUCUUCGGCUGACGGCCGCGUAGAUGCAGACGACGAUGAUAUAGUUUCCAAUGUUUCAGACCUGAUGCAGCAGUUCAUUCUCAAGGAUUGCAAUAUAAGCGAUGUUACUAAUCAUUAGAUCAUCGUUGUCUUCGUCUACACAGUCGUCACCCAGAGUUUACCAUCUUUACUAAUACAGUUGAUCACACAUGUAAUAUUUCUUGGACAUUAUGUUGGCCAAACUGAUUCAGUCAUCAUCGUCAACAGUGCUCACUUCAGUGUAAGGCCACUGUAGUGAAUGGGCCUGGACCCAGGUGCAAAUAACUCUUGGGCCCAUAGCCUGGACUCGCUUGCAAACCGUGGGCCUGCUCAUGUGUUUCUGGUAAAUGUAAAAAAAAACUUCAUUGAUCAUUGUUUACAGUGAUCACAUGUGUGUUUCUUAGAUUGGCAAAGGGGGUUCAGUUAUCAGGGGGUUCAGUUGUUGACAAUGGUCACUGUUUAACAGUGGUCAUUUUUGUAUUAAUCUAUAGACUCAGUUGGCCUCACUUAUGCAGGCAGAACCCAUUUGGGUGUUAGUGGGGCUCAGCACUUGUUCUUGAUGGAAAUUUUUUUAUGGAACAGAAUAAGUGGAUAGUGACAUUCAGAUUUUUGAGAUAUGUUUUUGAGAUUCAGUAAAAAAAAUAUUAGGCUAUAUACUUUGGGUUCAGAAAGAAAUCAAAUAUAGUUUUAAUUUUAACUGCAGGGAAUGGAAUUUAAAGACACACGAAAGUGCCUGGUUUUUUUUAAUAUGUCUGGAAACAUGUUGUACAUUUUAUGUCUGCCUUGUGAUAACCAAAAAGAUUUUAUUUAUUUUUAUGUAUCGCUCUUUAAUCAGUUUGAUAAGUUAGGUAUGAGUAGUAUUGUGAAAAGCGUGUAAAGUUUACAGUUGUAAAUACUUUCCUACUGAGUAAUAGGAAAAGUACCUCUUAAACUCAAUAAAUAAGACUGUUUUGUAUUUUUACCAGAUUA